Triplophysa dalaica is the source of this 1625-nucleotide messenger RNA. Its product is annotated as enhancer of mRNA-decapping protein 3-like. Gene Ontology annotation, cellular component: P-body. Gene Ontology annotation, molecular function: mRNA binding. Gene Ontology annotation, biological process: deadenylation-independent decapping of nuclear-transcribed mRNA; P-body assembly. The record is from RefSeq and is a predicted model, not a curated record. The transcript has 7 exons. The coding region runs from base 55 to 1308 and encodes 417 amino acids. NCBI's taxonomy places the organism in Eukaryota, Metazoa, Chordata, Actinopteri, Cypriniformes, Nemacheilidae.
CCGACUGACAGCAAGCGCGCGCUGAGCAGUCUCAAGCAGAAAACUCAGUCAUAGAUGAUGACGUCAUUUCCUGUGUAUGGUGUUCAGGAUUUGGUCGAGUUGAUGGCUGAGGAAUGGCUGGGUUAUUUGGUGUCCCUUGACUGCGGGGUCACUUUAGGUGUGUACCAGGGUGAAGUGUCCGCGGUGGACCAGGACAGACAGACCAUCUCUCUCCGACAGCCGCUUCAUAACGGUGUCCGUUGCCUUGUGUCAGAGGUCACCUUCAGUGUGAUAGACAUAAGAGAGCUGAAGAUUCUUGAGAUUGGAAACGGUCGAGGAAUCGGCUCUGACCCGUCAUCUUCCUCAUCAUCAUCACACAGCAGAAACGGCGGUCACGCAGUCACAGGCUGUCCUCCUGUCAUGCUACUGCGCAGAGGCUGUCAUGAGAGUCAGGUCAUGUGGAGAAGAGCAGAGAUGGAGAACAUCACAGGAGGACAUCGUGAGUCUUUUAUGACAGACACUGAUGUGGAUCUUCGGGGAAAUCUGCCGGCGUUUAAUAAACGACUGACGCUGACAUCGAAUGAUCCUGUGACCGCAGCGCAGCGUGAAGAAAAGAAAUAUUACACCGAUUCAGGUUUGAUCGUCUCCAGCGUGUCUUACGAUGUCUACAAGCGUUUGCUGGCCGCAGCGGAGCGUCUUGGUCUGUCUGUGGAGCGGAGGCUGGAGAUGACGGGGGUCUGUGCGGGUCAGAUGGCUCUCAUGCUGCUCGGGGGUCCUUACAGAUUGACCCCAAAAAACGUGCACCGGCGGCCUCAGGUUGUGCUUCUGUGUGGGCCGCACAUUCAGGGCGCUCAGGGCGUGAGCUGCGGACGACACUUAGCCAAUCACGAGGUGGAUGUGAUCGUCUUCCUGCCCAACUGUGUGAAGAUGCAGGAGACCGUCACCACUGAACUGAUGCUCUUCAAUCAAACCAGCGGCAGACAUGUGCAGAACAUCAGAGAUUUGCCCGUGACACCGGUGGAUCUGGUCAUUAACUGUCUGGACAGUCACGAGAGCAUCUUUCUCGGAGAACAGCCCUGGUACCAAGCGGCCGCCGACUGGGCAAAUCAGAAUCGAGCUCCGGUGUUGAGUGUAGACCCGCCCAUCAGCGGGCAUCAUCACGCCGUGGAGGCCAGAUGGUGUCUGUGUCUGGGACUGCCGCUGCCUCUGUCGCAGGGUGAGGGCAGAGUUUACCUGUGUGACAUCGGUUUACCACAGCAGGUGUUUCACGACGUGGGGAUCGACUACGUGUCGCCGUUUGGGUCCAGAUUUGUCAUUCCACUUUAUUGAGUGUGACAGAUAGAGACGAAUGUGGAUUGUGUCACUGUAGGUGCUGGUGUGAAUGCCAGAAACAAUCAAACACUUUCAUAUUUAUGACAAAUAAUAACAGAUCAUCCUUCCUGCUGUUUUGUUUCUUCAUAUUUAUUUGUACAUUUACUGUAAGGUAAAAGGGGGCUAAAAAAGUGUCAAACCCAUCAUUGUUGGAUGUAUUUCUCAUUUAUUUUGGCUGUUUUCUACCACCAGGUGAUGCACUUCAUCAUUCUACUUUAAGCCACCAUCUAUUAAAGUGUAUUGGGAGUAUAAAUUGAAAUGAAAUUUAAGCUUUU